Rhinolophus ferrumequinum (greater horseshoe bat) is the source of this 960-nucleotide messenger RNA. RefSeq names its product olfactory receptor 4C11-like. Gene Ontology annotation, cellular component: membrane. Gene Ontology annotation, biological process: G protein-coupled receptor signaling pathway. The transcript has a single exon. The coding region runs from base 1 to 960 and encodes 319 amino acids. NCBI's taxonomy places the organism in Eukaryota, Metazoa, Chordata, Mammalia, Chiroptera, Rhinolophidae. Gene Ontology annotation, molecular function: G protein-coupled receptor activity; olfactory receptor activity. The record is from RefSeq and is a predicted model, not a curated record.
AUGACAAUGAAUCACAGUGUGACUGAAUUCAUUCUGUUUGGGUUGACACAGGAUGCAGAAAAGCAGAAGGCAGUAUUUGGGGUCUUCUUGAUUGUUUACUUUGUGACACUGUUGGGGAACUUUCUCAUUGUAGUGACUAUUAAAACCAGCAGGACCCUUGGGAGUCCCAUGUACUUCUUCCUGUUCUAUCUGUCCUUUGCUGAUGCCUGUUUGUCUACAACCACAGCCCCCAGGUUGAUUGUGGAUGCUGUUUCUCAGAGGAAGACCAUUUCCUACAUUGAGUGCAUGACUCAGGUCUUUGCAGCCCAUUUUUUUGGGUGCAUGGAGAUCUUUGUGCUCAUCCUCAUGGCUGUUGAUCGCUAUAUAGCCAUCUGUAGGCCCUUGCGAUAUACAAGUAUCAUGAGCCGGCGCGUCUGUGUUGUGCUGGUGAUUCUGGCAUGGGGGGGAUCUUGUAUCCACUCUUCGGCACAGAUUCUCCUGGCUUUGAGAUUGCCCUUCUGUGGCCCCAAUGUGAUUGACCACUAUUUCUGUGACUUGCAGCCUUUGUUGAAACUUGCCUGUAUGGACACUUAUGUGAUCAAUUUGCUAGUUGUUUCUAACAGUGGGGCCAUAUGCAUGGUGAGUUUUAUAAUCCUCCUUAUCUCCUAUGUUUUCAUCUUGUGCUCUCUGAGAAACCACAGUGCAGAAGGGAGGCGAAAAGCCCUUUCCACAUGCUCCACCCACUUCAUUGUAGUUAUCAUGUUUUUUGGUCCAUGUAUAUUCAUAUACACACGCCCACUAACCACAUUUCCAAUAGACAAGAUGGUGGCUGUGUUUUAUACAAUUGGGACACCCUUGCUCAAUCCUCUGAUCUAUACACUGAGGAACACAGAAGUGAAAAACGCCAUGAAGAAGUUAUGGUGUGGCAAAUGUGACCAGUUGAUGAAUGAUGCAUGGGGAUUCAAAUGUAUACUUCCUUAG